This is a messenger RNA of Podospora anserina S mat+, 750 nucleotides long. RefSeq lists its product as uncharacterized. Lineage: Eukaryota; Fungi; Ascomycota; Sordariomycetes; Sordariales; Podosporaceae. The record is from RefSeq and is a predicted model, not a curated record. The transcript has a single exon. The coding region runs from base 1 to 750 and encodes 249 amino acids.
AUGACAGCAAGAAGGCGACCCCCGAACCAUCCCCUGAGAAGAAAUACGUCCACACCCCGACGCAUGCGGCUUCUUCUUUCCUCAAGACAACCACAACAAGAGACAUCCAGAGAGCAAAUGAGAUUUGGUGAUGACACUCGUCAUCUCUCGUUCAACAACAACAACAACAACGACAACAACAACGACAACAACAACGACAACAACAACGACAACAACAACAACAACAACAACAACAACAACAAAAAACUCCCCGCCACCACCCCAUCAGGAAAGACAAGUGCGGCUCAACUCGGGAGAAUAGAGAACGACAAAGAAGGGAGGAUGAAACUUUUCCUGGUCGGGACCUCAUCGCCAGAACGUUUCGAACGUGACACGGGCCACGACGACUUUCAGAAAAGGAGGCCAUCAUCGGCGGCCGUUGCAGCAACUAUAACGGGCAGUCGGGAACGGCACAGCACUGUUGAAUCGUGGGUCGAGUUGUGGAGUACGCAGCUGGUCAAAGAGCUGACGAGUUCGGGGUGGGAGGGAGAAAGAAAGCGGGGCGGGAUGUUGGUUUCACGGUUGUGUGGUUUGAAGGCGGCGUAUCCGGGGGAUUGGGACCGAGGCGCGACUUCGAGGUCGAGAUGCGGGUUCCGGCCCCUGCGAGAGACCCUCGACGCCGUUUAUUCAGUCCCCUCCCCUCAUCGUCUAUACUUAGAGCCAUCUCGGGCGUGGCUGCGGGUAUCGACGAUGGUAUUCCGCCGAAUGUGA